Messenger RNA from Periophthalmus magnuspinnatus, 1773 nucleotides. RefSeq lists its product as uncharacterized. Bases 55 to 957 code for a protein of 300 amino acids. The transcript is spliced from 6 exons. Lineage: Eukaryota; Metazoa; Chordata; Actinopteri; Gobiiformes; Gobiidae. The record is from RefSeq and is a predicted model, not a curated record.
AGGAAGACAUCCACUUUUGUCCAUUUUGUCUGCCAACGAAACAACUCUGCUAACAUGUUUCCCGAAGCUUUGCGUGUCCGUUUAAGUAACAGAGAGUACACAAACUGGAUAAAAGCGGGACAGUGUCUGUGUUUCCUGGCUCAGGGUCUGCAGAGUUUCAUAGACUGUCAGAUGAGAGACUUCCACGCGCACCUACUCAAUCAAAACACACUACUACGGAGACCCUGCGAGAAAGACUGUACACCCAGAAGAAAUAAGCUUUUAGGAGCAUGUAGGUUUUGUUCAGAGUGGCAGAGGACUAUCCAUGGGCAUCACAGGCAGCCCCAAAACACAAUCAACUGGAAUAACUGUUUACCUGUGUCCUGGAGAACCGACCACUGGGAGGUGGCUAAGGCUUUCAUGCCCCGGGGUCAGGAAAAGGUUAGAGGAGCCGAUCAGUUCGAUGCCUCUGCUCUGCUCAACCUCAUCAGCUCAUGUGACUGGUUUCAUCUGGUAGAUCCUAAACCAGUGAGAGAGGUGAUCCGAUAUAGGAAUGAAUUAAUGCACUCGUCAGAUUUCCAUGUGAGUGAUUCUUGGAUAAAACACUACAAUUCAGCACUGAGGAACUUUAUACUACAGUUAAGAGAUGUAGCUCCCAUGGCCACAGCAGAAGAACAGAUAAACCAGAUGCUCCAAGCUGAUCUGUCUAUCCAUGUGCAUGGCUGGGACCAAACGGAUUUGGAUGAUAUAGUCAAAGAUUCUGUUCAUGAUGAGAUCAGUGUAGACUCGAUCAUCCAGUGGGAGGCUGAACUACUCCAACAGCGACUGCAGGAGCUGCUGGAAGAAACAGAUGACAGCAAUGCUUUGAGUGCAGAAGAGCUGAAGGACCUUGGAAGUUUCUUUGAGGCAAACAACGAUUUGGGUGCUCACUUCUCUUCACAACUACAAAACUUGAACUUGUUAAGGAAAAGUGAAUGAAAAACCUAUCAAAGAUGAUAACCGGUUUCUCAACAUUCCCUUGAGGUGCAAAGCUAACUGAAAGCACUACUCUGUUAGCAGCUCUAUUACUCAAAUUAGACUUUAAUCUGAGCUUUAUUUUAACACAAUCUAACCAUAACAAACUGACUUAGUUGGGACUACAGGUAACAGGUGAGCUGAUUUGCACUGUUAAACAAGGCUCUUUCAAAUAACAUUACAGUCACAAGCCAACAGUUUUUAUCAGUUAGUCACUCUCCCCUUUUUGUUGAAAAUCAAAUGCCUAAACAGGACCAAGAAUGCUGUAUUGAUCAGUCUCCUAAAAGUGUGCUAUUUAAAUCCAUUUUGUAUUUUUAUUAAGUUUCCACAUGUAUCUUAAAAGUUUUUGUCUGUAUUUGCUAAUGUGUGCAUUGUGUCACCCUGAGCAUUCCCCCAACACCCCCAGCGUGAUGUCACUGCAACGUGUCAAUAGAGCAUAGCAUCCAUUGCAUGGUACAGCCAAAAAUAAGUUAACAUUUGUUUUUGUUUUGUUUUUUUUUAAUGAAAAACUAAGACUAAGAAUAAAUGGAAUAAGAAAGGGACUGACAUGUUGAAUAUGUCUCUGCUAAACAUCUUAUAUCAUUAGUGUUUUCUUUCCUUUAUUUUAGUAUGAAAAGAAUACUGUUGGUUUAAUAUGCCCUGUGUCCCUUCAGCCUCAGUUGGACUUCUCUUUAUGAAAUGUUUUAGAGUCUGUUGAAUCUGUUUUUUAUUCAUCAUCUAUGCGAUUGUUUAUUUGUUUCAAUGCAUCCAGCAUUUUAUUAUAUAAAUGUAUUUAAAUAU